This is a messenger RNA of Owenia fusiformis, 1768 nucleotides long. Lineage: Eukaryota; Metazoa; Annelida; Polychaeta; Sabellida; Oweniidae. The record is from the annotation of a GenBank genome assembly.
AGCAGAAAAUUUUGCGCUGUUGAUUUACUCUCUUGUCACGCAUGCGCAGUACAACUUUUCCAAACCAAAAUGUCGGAUGAAGAUGAUUUUAUGGUUGACGAUGGGGAUGAAGAAUAUGACUUGGAGUAUUCUGAAGACAGUAAUUCUGAACCAGAUGUUGAUUUGGAGAACCAGUACUAUAACAGCAAGGCAUCUAAAGAGGAUGACCCAAAGGCAGCUUUAGAGAGCUUUCAAAAGGUGCUUGACUUGGAAGGAACGGAGAAAGGAGAGUGGGGAUUCAAAGCUCUCAAACAAAUGAUAAAAAUAAACUUCAAACUGAACAACUACACAGAGAUGAUGAAUCGCUACAAGCAGUUACUUCUCUAUAUUAAAUCUGCAGUGACUAGAAACUACUCAGAAAAGUCAAUCAAUUCCAUCCUAGAUUAUAUAUCAACCUCAAAACAGAUGACUUUACUCCAGAACUUUUACGAAACCACAUUAGAAGCACUGAGAGAAGCGAAGAAUGAUAGACUCUGGUUUAAAACCAACACAAAGUUAGGCAAGCUCUACUUUGAUAGAGAGGAGUAUAUGAAACUACAGAAGAUUCUGAAACAGUUACAUCAGUCAUGUCAGACCCAGGAUGGAGAAGAUGACUUGAAAAAAGGAACCCAGCUGCUAGAAAUAUAUGCAUUAGAAAUACAGAUGUACACAGAACAGAAAAACAACAAAAAAUUAAAGACUUUAUAUGAGCAGUCUUUGCACAUUAAAUCUGCAAUUCCACAUCCACUAAUCAUGGGCGUGAUUCGAGAGUGUGGCGGCAAAAUGCACCUCCGAGAAGGAGAAUAUGAAAAAGCACAUACAGACUUCUUUGAAGCUUUCAAAAAUUAUGAUGAAUCAGGCAGUCCUAGGCGGACAACUUGUCUGAAGUACCUUGUCUUAGCUAACAUGUUAAUGAAGUCUGGCAUCAACCCAUUUGACUCUCAGGAGGCAAAACCUUACAAAAAUGACCCUGAAAUUCUAGCAAUGACUAACUUAGUAAGCGCCUACCAAAAUAACGAUAUCAACGAAUUUGAAAAAAUAUUAAAAACAAAUAGGAAAAAUAUAAUGGAAGACCCGUUCAUUCGGGAACACAUAGAGGAUUUGUUACGAAACAUCCGAACCCAAGUGCUUAUAAAGCUUAUAAAACCUUAUACCAGAAUACAUAUUCCAUUUAUAUCUAAGGAGCUUAAUAUAGAUGUCACUGAGGUAGAAAGCCUGUUGGUGUCUUGCAUUUUAGACAAUACAAUCCAUGGGAGGAUAGACCAGGUGAAUCAAGUACUAGAACUAGCUAGAGAGACUCAGGGUAUUGCACGUUAUAGUGCUUUAGAUAAAUGGACAGCUCAAAUACACUCUGUACACCAAGCUAUAAUUAACAAGAUUGCGUGACCCUAGCAUGUGUGUACGUUAUAAGGAGAGUUAAAAAAGAGUGACACCAGAGCUAAAAUAGUGCACACUAAGAUGAAAUAGUGUGACAACCUGUACUGUCUUGGAAGUGUCACUGAAGAUCAUGGAAGAAAGUGAUACAAUGUAUAUAUCCCUGGAGAAGGAUUCAUUCUUCUCACACAAAUCAUAGCUGAUAAAUGAACAUGUCUUGACUUGAUUUCUUGACCUAAUAUUUUGACCCAAUGUCUGUAUACCCCAACAAAAUAUGAUUUUCAAAUUAUUUUCAGCGUCAUUGUUGAAUACAGAAUAACUGUGAAUCUGCUUAUUUGAUAUAAAGAGAUAUUUACCAUAUAGGGUCAGACUAGAA